ACACCGUGCGCUCGCAGUCGGACGCCGCGAGUUUCCAAAAAACUCCAGCUGGAUCUGAAUAAAGCGCUCGCUCUCCUUGUUCUCCAAGCACAUCUGGGUCAGCAGCAUGUCGCACAGCGCGCUCCUGAGCACCGUGCUGCUCUUCACCGUCAGCCUCGCGCGCUCCCAGCAGCCCGACUUCCAGCACGCGGCCGCUUUAGACGCGCGCGGAAGAUACGUGAUGAGAUGGAGGUCCGACAACACGAGCAUCGCGGUCGAGCUCGAGGCGCAGACGAGAGGAUACGUCGGCUUCGGCUUGUCUCCAAACGGCGCCAUGGCUUCGGCAGAUAUCAUCUUUGGAGGGAUUGCAGACGGGAAACCUUACCUCCACGACUACUUUGCAGACAGCAACAGGAGAGUCCAAAAAGAUCAAGUCCAGAACUACAAGCUGCUGUAUGCAAGAGAAAACCACACACACACCGUGCUAGCGUUCAGUAGGGAUCUGCAGACCUGUGACCCUGAUGACCGAGAAAUCACGGGUAGUACAAUGCGGGUGAUCUGGGCAUUCCAUGAAGAAGAUGUCGGGCCAUCAGGGCCGACGUACCAUGGAAUAAACAGAGGGAGGAAAAGUUUACGUCUCCUGAACCCUGGGACCAGCAAGAGCGUUCCUCAUGGAACAGCUACCUUCGACCUGCGGAACAUUAACGUCCGAGUACCCCAAAAGGACACAACUUACUGGUGCCAGAUCCAUAAAUUCCCAGAAUUGGAGAAAAAGCAUCAUGUAAUCAAAAUUGAGCCGCUGAUCCAGAAAGGCCAUGAGAAUCUGGUCCACCACAUACUGGUCUAUCAGUGCGAUAGCACCCUGAAUGAGACCGAGCUGGAGAUAGGACACGAAUGCUACCAUCCGAACAUGCCCGACUCCUUUUUGACAUGCCAAACUGUCAUUUUUGCAUGGGCCAUCGGUGGAGAGGGCUUCACUUAUCCUCCACAUGUGGGAAUGUCAAUUGGAACAGCUGCAGAUCCAGUCUAUGUGCUGCUGGAGGUUCAUUAUGACAACCCUGCUUUACAGAGAAGAAUAGUGGACAGCUCGGGCCUGCGUCUGUUCUACACCCCCAGGCUGCGGAGCUACGAUGCAGGGAUCAUAGAGACAGGGGUAUGGGUCAGUCUUUACCACAUGCUGCCUCCUGGGAUGCAGGACUACGUCACUGAGGGUCACUGCAUGCAAGAGUGUCUACAGGAGUCUCUGGACAGAGAGAUGCCCAGUGGUGUUCAGGUAUUUGGAGUCCUGCUCCAUGCUCACCUGGCCGGCAGAGCCAUCAGAACCAGGCAUUUCCGUCAGCAGGUCGAGCUUCCUCCUCUUUCCUCAGACGAGCACUUUGACUUCAACUUCCAGGAGUUUCAGCCACUGAACCCAGAGCGGCAGCUUUUGCCUGGGGACUCAUUAAUCACUGAAUGCAUAUAUAACACUAAAGGCAGGAAGAACAUGACAUGGGGUGGCUUGAGCACAAGGGAUGAGAUGUGCUUGUCGUACCUGCUGUACUACCCUCGAAUCAACCUGACCAGGUGCGAGAGCCUUCCUGAGAUCACCGGCCAACUCAAAUUCAUCGGCGUCAAAGAAAUUCAGAGCCCUCUUACGACGUGGCCUUUUGUGAUUAAAAGUCCGAAGAAAUACAGCAACCUUCCGUUCACCGAAGCCAUGGACAAGUUCCGAUGGACAAAGAAGAGAGGAAAGGACUUCAAUGAAGUUGUGCUGAAGCUCCCAAUGAACGUGCGCUGCUCCAGGCUGGGUUAUGACGAGUGGUUGGUCCAAGGCACGAUCAUGCCUCCACCGAAGAUGAAAUCGGUUCGACCGCCUGCCGAAAGCGCGUGUGCGAACAGCUCGGCAUCCCGGGGUCAUCACGCGCUCUCUGUACUAGCCCUCACAGUUACAUCCUUACUCUUCCUUCACAACGCACAGCGCUGACGCCAUGUGAAUAGGGCAGACGUGUAGCCUAGAGAAAACUUUAUUCCAACAAACAUCACGCACUGGACCGAAGCACGGGAGAACAGCAGUAGGAUGUUGUUGGACUGAUGGACGUGAUUAGUCUGAACCAGAAAUGAACCAGCAUGGCUACAAACGUAAACAAAUAAUGAUGUAUUAUACACUCUCUAACCGAACGUCUCUAAUAUUUAACCAUCCUCAGUGGAAAGUCCACUUCCUCUCUUCCUCAGAUCUUCUUAAGAAGAACAUAUUUACAGAAUUUAAAUAUUCUAAAAGUACAAUAUCUCCAUACACGAUAGUUAGACGUGAAUAGAAAAAUGUUUGUGAAAGUUUUUGUUUGUUUUUUGUUUGUUCUUGUUCACUUGAAGUUUAUUUGGAUGAAACAUUUGGAAUACACUAUAUACAUUUAUCUUACAACUGAUCUUACUGAACUGAACUAGUACAACUACAAAGUGCAUCAUGGGAGUUUGGACACUACCCCAUUGCAGUGUAUUAUGGGAUAUCAGGAAAGCGCUACAUUAGAGGUGUACUUCACUGUGCUUUCAGACAUGAUUAUGAUGAUUUAAAAAAAAAAAAAUCCCUAACUAAUGCAUAUAUAUAUAUAUAU
This is a messenger RNA of Ictalurus punctatus (channel catfish), 2567 nucleotides long. RefSeq names its product monooxygenase, DBH-like 1 (gene moxd1). Gene Ontology annotation, cellular component: secretory granule membrane. The record is from RefSeq and is a predicted model, not a curated record. Gene Ontology annotation, biological process: octopamine biosynthetic process; norepinephrine biosynthetic process; dopamine catabolic process. The transcript is spliced from 12 exons. Lineage: Eukaryota; Metazoa; Chordata; Actinopteri; Siluriformes; Ictaluridae. Gene Ontology annotation, molecular function: copper ion binding; dopamine beta-monooxygenase activity. Bases 107 to 1942 code for a protein of 611 amino acids.